AUGCUCUUCUUUCAGGACAUAUACCAGCCAAAAGGGAGCAGAACUCAUAGUCUGUUUAGUGAAGAAGUUGAGCCUUUCUCUAGUUUCCUCACAGAUUCAUUUGGUCGACAACAUGAUUAUUUGCGGAUAUCGCUCACCGAAAGAUGUAAUCUAAGGUGUAAAUACUGCAUGCCUGAAGAGGGUGUGGCAUUGACCCCCAAGAAUGAACUACUCACUACCCAGGAGAUUAUCAAAAUUGCCUCCCUGUUUGUACGAGAGGGUGUCAGGAAGAUACGUCUCACAGGAGGGGAACCAUUGGUCAGGAAAGACAUCAUAGAAUUAAUAGGUGAACUUAAUGCAUUGAAAUCACAUGGCCUGGAAAGUAUUGCCAUGACAACGAAUGGUAUCACACUCUCAAAGAAGCUUCCACAACUAGUUAGUGCUGGUCUAAACCAGUUGAACAUUAGCUUAGAUACACUAGUGCCAGCAAAAUUUGAGUUUGUCACCCGGAGGAAAGGCUGGGAUAGAGUCCUCAAGAGCAUUGAUGAUGCUAUAGAGCAUGGCUUUGAUCCAGUGAAGGUCAACUGUGUUGUAAUGAGGGGGUUGAAUGAGGAGGAAAUAUGUGACUUUGUAGCUCUCACAGAAAACAAGAACAUAGAUGUGCGGUUCAUAGAGUACAUGCCAUUUGAUGGCAACAAGUGGAAUGAAAACAAAAUGGUGUCUUAUCAAGAAAUGCUCAAUAUUAUCCGACAGCGAUGGCCAAAUUUCGAUAAACUUUCUGAUGCCAAAAGUGACACUUCAAAGGCAUAUAGGGUGUCUGGGUUCAAAGGUCAAGUAGGUUUUAUCACGUCGAUGAGUGAACACUUCUGUGGGGGAUGCAACAGACUCCGUAUCACUGCAGAUGGGAACUUGAAGGUAUGUCUGUUCGGCAACUCUGAAGUGCCGCAAGAAGAAACAACAUGCUGGAAUGGUGACUCUGUCAAAGAUGAAGAAUCGUCCUAUGAUUUUGAUUGGUGGGUGAGGCUAAACUAUUUAUCAUAUGCAUACACCAAGACAUCAAGUGCCAUCUAUAACAUUCCUCCGAGUUGGAUGACAUCAGAAUUUAACCAGAAUUCUACGAAACGCGGUGAUUAUGACAUCAUGAAACUUCAGAACUAUAGUGACAAAAAAUGUCAGUGUAGAAAUGUAAAUAAGAAAAGCAUUGUUAAAAUCUGUGAUAUAAGUGAUUCAAAAAUGAUAAUCAGCAAUAAUCAAAAGGAGCAGAACAUUGAUAUAAACAACAGGCCUCCAAUGAAUAUAGCCACUGCAUCAUUGUUGAAUAUUCAAUGUGUUAAGUUGUUAGGCAACACUUUGAACAAAACCUAUGCAGUUCAUCAAUAUAGAACCUAUAGCAAAAAGGUUGAUGGUGACAAAACAUGCAAUAAAGGACAAGAUGAGAAAAAUGAAUAUUCUGACCGUCAUGAUUGGCUAGAUGAGGAUACAAUGAAGUAUUGGGAGACACCUAGUGGUAAUAUAGAGCAAACUGGCUCAGUGGCACCACCUGGUGGAUUAAUCCCUGGUAUAAGGAGUAAUUUUGGUGGGUUGGUUAACCAACUUGGCCAGUCAGUAGGAAAUAUUGGUGUUAACAAAUAUGAUGAAGAGGAAGAGAAUAAGUUAACACAUACAGAUGAACAAGGGAAGGCCAAUAUGGUGAAUGUUGGGAACAAAGACGAUACACAUCGUGUUGCUAUAGCAAAAGGAACAAUCGUCCUUGGGGAAAAGGCAUAUCACCUUGUCCGAGAAAAUAAAAUGAAGAAAGGUGAUGUCUUAACUGUUGCUCAAAUAGCUGGAAUAAUGGCUGCUAAGAAAACCUCUGAUUUGGUCCCUCUUUGCCAUGCUAUACCAAUCACAAAAUCAGACAUAUGGUUUGAGUUCAAUGAGGAAAAUCAUGAGAUUUUGAUAACAGGUGAAGUUCACACUGUUGGGAAAACCGGAGUUGAAAUGGAGGCUCUAGCCUCAGUUUCAGUUGCGGCUCUUACCAUUUAUGAUAUGUGUAAGGCUGUCACAAGGGAUAUGAUAAUACAAGAUGUGAAACUAAUGAAAAAGACAGGUGGAGCAAGAGGUGAUUACAAAAGAAAUGAUUGUUAA
This is a messenger RNA of Owenia fusiformis, 2106 nucleotides long. Lineage: Eukaryota; Metazoa; Annelida; Polychaeta; Sabellida; Oweniidae. The record is from the annotation of a GenBank genome assembly.